UAUCGUUAAUCACACUAAACAGACAACAAUUAUAAAUUAGAUUGCUUUAGAGUUUCUGAUUUACAAUGGCUAUCAAGUCUUUUGUAUUAACCAUUGCCAUAUUGGCUGUGGUGACUUCAAUUAGCCAUGCAUCUGAUCCUAGUCCUUUACAAGAUUUUUGUGUUGCUGUUAACGACUCCAUGACUACUGUUUUCGUGAAUGGAAAAGUAUGCAAAGAUCCAAAGGUUGUCACUGCUGAUGACUUCUUCAAAUCAGGCUUAAAUGUACCUGGAAAUACUUCGAAUCCAGUUGGAUCUGCUGUAACAGCUGUGAACGUCAACAACUUACCUGGACUGAACACUUUUGGCAUUUCAUUAGUUCGUAUUGAUUAUGCACCAUAUGGUCUCAACCCACCACACACGCACCCCAGAGGAACCGAGGUGCUUACGGUCCAUGAGGGCACACUUUAUGUUGGUUUUGUCCUUUCAAAUCCUGGUCCAAAUAUGAAGAACAAGCUCUUUACCAAGAUUCUACACCCCGGAGAUGUGUUUGUUUUUCCAAUAGGACUCAUUCAUUUUCAAUUUAAUGUGGGAAAGACUAACGCAGUUGCAUUUGCUGGACUCAGUAGUCAAAAUCCAGGAGUUAUCACUAUUGCAAAUGCAGUAUUUGGCUCAGACCCACCAAUCAAUAACGAUGUCCUGGCCAAAGCAUUCCAAGUUGAUAAGAAAGUUGUGGAUUAUCUCCAAUCUCAGUUUUGGUGGGACAACAACUAAUUUAAUGUAAACCAAACUACAUUGAUCUGUAUUAGAUGUACUAAUACAGAUUGUGCUUGGUUUUUAUUUUAAAAUAGUGAAUAAAAUUCAAAAUCCAGUCAUGUUGACUGGUUUUCCUUGAUCU
Capsicum annuum is the source of this 876-nucleotide messenger RNA. RefSeq names its product putative germin-like protein 2-1. Gene Ontology annotation, cellular component: cell wall. Gene Ontology annotation, molecular function: manganese ion binding. The record is from RefSeq and is a predicted model, not a curated record. The transcript is spliced from 2 exons. Bases 66 to 752 code for a protein of 228 amino acids. NCBI's taxonomy places the organism in Eukaryota, Viridiplantae, Streptophyta, Magnoliopsida, Solanales, Solanaceae.